AUGAGAAAACGCCUCGCUGGACUCCAGAACGUGCUGACUGAGUAAAUCCAAAAGCUGACUUGGCCUUCUCUACCAUGAUAAAACAAGACAGACAGGGCCAGGAAUAAAGCCCAGUGGUGGAAUGCUUCCUAGCCUGAAGAUGGGUUUUCAUCCCUACCUGGGAGGAUGGAGAGAAGAAAGGAGGAAGGGAGGGAGAAAGAAUGCAAGAGGAGUUUAACUAAAGAAAGACCUGACCUGCUACCUACUACCCUCUAACCCACCUAUCUUUCAGAUUCUCUAAGGGUGGAGAUAACUCCAAAUCCACACACAGUGGCCCAUUCAUAGGUCUUAAAGAAAAAUCUGUUGACUUAGACAGUGAGAUUGGACUGCAUUAGGGCCAGCCUGAGCCAGUUUAGCCUCUAGGACUUGUUAGACAUGCUCCCAUGGCAACACAAGUCACUAUGCAGUUUCUGCAUUCCUGACAGACCUUCAACAUCCAGUCCCCAUAACCCACCCUCUCUCUUCCUUCUGGCCUCUCCCGGUUUCCCAGGUGAUAUCCAGGGAACACCUAAGAGUUGCUAGUGACGGAUAAGCAGUUUGAGGAACCCAGAAACCGUAGGGAAAGCCCCAAAAAGAGAAGGGAAGGGACUCAACCCCCAGGCCAGUGUUCCUCAGUCGGAAGCCUCCAACUGCCCCCCACACCCAGUUUCCUAGUCAUGCUCCCAGAGCUGUGGACACAUGGCCCCAGUGUCCUCCACAUCUAGUCAUUCCGUAUUCCCCCUGGCCUGACCCUGUGCCUCUUGACUGACAGCGCCUCAGGAAACCUCUCUACCUCUGGAGUUCUACCCUCUCACCGGCCUCCUUGUACCCCACCCCAUACCUCUAGCUUGGCUCUGCCCACAACCUCCUCCAGGAAGCCUCCAGCAUGGACUCCCUCUAGUCCUCCAGCCCUGAGCAUCCAUGUCUCAUUUCCACAGGACAUUAAAGGCCUGGACAUGGGUCCAGACACCCCAUGGCCUAGGGUUCCCUUAAGGUGGUAAUCUGUACAGAAAAUGAGAAAUAAGCAAAACAUGCACUCUGGAGCUGAGGAAUCUGAGCACGGUGGUUAAAUCUAGGAGCUAGCGAAAGCCAGAUCUGGGCCCUGUUCAAAAACUCCCACCACACACUUCCAAAGAACACUAGGAUUUGUGGUUAAAAUACUCUUGUUUUAGGGAUUGUGACUCAAAUCAAACAAAAUUCAAGGCAGGAAGAUGACUCAGAGGAUAAAGUAUGGCUACCAAGCCUGACGACCCGAGUUUGGUCCCUCGUCCUCAGACCUUCACAAGGACACCAUGAUGUUGGUGUUUCUACACACGUUAAUUAAAAUAUAGUGCCAGGAGUGGUAGUACAUGCCUUUAGUCCCAGCAACAGGGAGGCACAGGCCAGCCUGGUCUAUAGAGAGUGCAGGCUAGCCAGAGCUACAUAGUGAGACCCCAUCAAAAAAAUAAAAAGCGUUUUUUUUAAAAACUUUAACCAAACUUCAGUACAAUUUUCGCUUUUAGAAUUAUCCUAAUAUACAGAACAACGUAAACUAGCAAGAAAAUUCCUCUUGGGAAUGAAAUGACCUGUGUUCUAGUCCCAGCGAGUCUCUAAGUUGCUGAGCUAGCUGAAAGAGUUCCGUCUCCUUUCAGGCCUACAGCAGACACCAUGGAGAAAGCAUCAGCUUAGACUGGGCCUAUCGCACAUGUGCUCUCUUGUGUAAAACAAAAUUCACAUUAGAAGGUUUUGUUCAGGGGCUGGAGAGAUGGCUCAACAGUUACAAGCACUGGCUGCUCCUCUAGAUGACCGAGGUUCAAUUCCCAGCAUCCACGUGGCAGCUCACAACUGUCUAAUGCUAAGAUCUGACACCUUCACACAGACAUACAUGCAGGCAAAAUAUCGAUGCAAAUGAAAUAAAAGUAAACAAAUUAUUUUUUAGAAGAAGUUUUUCCAGUCAGAUAGUUGUACAGCAUGCUUUAGUCCCAGCACAAUGUGUGUGGGGGAUCUCUGGGAGUUUACGGACAUCCUGGUCUGCAGAGCAAGUUCCAGGCAGCCAGGACCAUUCUGUGAGACUCUGUUUCAAAUAAAUACAUAAAUUAUAUAUAUUUUUUUCUCUGUGGUCCAUCCCACACACACACCCGCUGCUAUUUGCCUCCUGUCUAACUCCCCUCAACUAAAAAGGUCCAGGCUCAGCAGAGCUCUAUAGUCUGCCUCAGUUUUGUUUCUCAGUGCACUGGCAUCCUGUGCCUUCAGCAGAGUCCUUUCUUCUACAAAGCACCGAAAAGGAGCAAAAGGAUAGAAUAAGAAAGGCCUCCCUGUAACCAAACUCUGUUGGAACUGAGAGGAGUGACCUGCAAAGGAAGGGAGAGUCUUGUCAGGGCCAGGCCUGCCCAGAAGCCAAACACAUGGUGGGUGGGACAAGCCUCCACAGGACAAGGCCUGGGGACCUAGAGAAAUGACCUCCAGAGACUGAGAAGCUCAGUGGGCUUCUGAAAGCAGAGCUGUCAGACAGUCUGAAUUCCUGGGGUAGCCUGAGCUCUUCUGAGGUUCCCGGAGCUCAGGCUGAGUCAGAGCCCAGGGCUGGGGCCUGAGGCACACCUGACUCACUGCCGGAUGUGUGAUCCUUCUGGAAUGAAACGGGAGCAGAGGGGACCUGCCUCUCUGCACAGUGGGGUGAAGAGGUGGACCAGGUGAUCGAUUCUCAGGAAGGCCAGAGUCUUACCAGCCAGCCCUAAGCCAAAAAUUCCUCUCCCAGCAAACCCAGGUGGUAUCGAUGACAUCACCGUCCUCUCUGGAGCCACACUUUCUCUUGCCAGCAACCCCUGCUCCAAAACCAGAAGCCUGGGUCUGCCUGACGUCCAGACACAAGAACGUGCUUCCCCAGUCUAGAUCAAGCAAUGUGAUCCCUGUGAAGUGCAGUGCCUGGUCCGCCUUACAUGUGCAAGGACGUGCUACUGUCAUUUUAAGAGAUGCGUCAGCUCACAGGCCAGUCUCCGUCACCCCUGUUCUACAGAUGCGUCAGCUCACAGGCCAGUCUCCGUCACCCCUGUUCUACAGAUGCGUCAGCUCACAGGCCAGUCUCCGUCACCCCUGUUCUACAGAUGCGUCAGCUCACAGGCCAGUCUCCGUCACCCCUGUUCUACAGAUGCGUCAGCUCACAGGCCAGUCUCCGUCACCCCUGUUCUACAGAUGCGUCAGCUCACAGGCCAGUCUCCGUCACCCCUGUUCUACAGAUGCGUCAGCUCACAGGCCAGUCUCCGUCACCCCUGUUCUACAGAUGCGUCAGCUCACAGGCCAGUCUCCGUCACCCCUGUUCUACAGAUGCGUCAGCUCACAGGCCAGUCUCCGUCACCCCUGUUCUACAGAUGCGUCAGCUCACAGGCCAGUCUCCGUCACCCCUGUUCUACAGAUGCGUCAGCUCACAGGCCAGUCUCCGUCACCCCUGUUCUACAGAUGCGUCAGCUCACAGGCCAGUCUCCGUCACCCCUGUUCUACAGAUGCGUCAGCUCACAGGCCAGUCUCCGUCACUCCUGCUUUACAGAUGCGUCAGCUCACAGGCCAGUCUCCGUCACCCCUGCUGUACAGAUGCGUCAGCUCACAGGACUCCUGGGGCUCCAGGGCUGUCCUCCGACUUAAGCUAAGAACACUCUACAAAAUCUUCGCCCUAGUGGACAUCUCUUCUAACUGUGCAAAAGCGAUAUAACAGGUCGAGGGCUGCCACUCUCUACGGCCGUCGGA
This is a messenger RNA of Alexandromys fortis (reed vole), 3735 nucleotides long. RefSeq lists its product as uncharacterized. The coding region runs from base 2771 to 3700 and encodes 309 amino acids. NCBI's taxonomy places the organism in Eukaryota, Metazoa, Chordata, Mammalia, Rodentia, Cricetidae. The transcript has 7 exons. The record is from RefSeq and is a predicted model, not a curated record.